Arabis nemorensis is the source of this 453-nucleotide messenger RNA. Lineage: Eukaryota; Viridiplantae; Streptophyta; Magnoliopsida; Brassicales; Brassicaceae. The record is from the annotation of a GenBank genome assembly.
AUGGAGAUUCCGCCGUCACAAUCUCCGGCGACUCCGCUCCGCCGUAGAAACUCCAUAGCCACUCUUCUGACCUCCGAUAAACCUUUCCCGAUCGUUCCCUCAUCUCCUUCGUCUUUCGAUUUCGAGCUCGUCACUCUAAAACCAUCUUCCUUCGUAGCUUACACAUCUCUCAGAGACAUCCUCACAUCAUCAUCAUCUCCGAGUAACUCCUCCGUCAACUUACCGGCGAUCAACGGAAGUAGUGGAGAUAUCUCUAUUCGUAACCGUCUCGUUAAGCAAGCUGCUUGGUCUUACCUUCGACUUCAACCAACGGCUCAAGCUUCAUCGGAAAACUCGCCGAGAUCUCAAUUCCUCCGCCGUAUAUGGCUUCACUUCUCCGCCGGAAUUCAGUUCCUGAAACGUAUGAUUGAUUGGAUUUUUCAGUCAAUUCGUAUUCCUCAGAUUGUUAAAUAG